This is a messenger RNA of Camellia sinensis, 2456 nucleotides long. Its product is annotated as QWRF motif-containing protein 2. The record is from RefSeq and is a predicted model, not a curated record. Gene Ontology annotation, molecular function: microtubule binding. NCBI's taxonomy places the organism in Eukaryota, Viridiplantae, Streptophyta, Magnoliopsida, Ericales, Theaceae. Gene Ontology annotation, cellular component: cytoplasm; nuclear microtubule. Gene Ontology annotation, biological process: spindle assembly.
CACACGAACUAGUAAGACGGUUAUGCGCUCUCUCUCUCUCUCUCCCCUUUCCGCCUAUAUUUCACCAGCUUAUUAACGGUCACAUUUCCGGCGAUUUUCUCUCUCUAAAACAAACUUCCAUAAUAGAAACCGUCUCUUUCUCUCUCUCUCUCGCUCUCUAUAAUCUCUCACUUCAGUUCCACACAAUCAUUCUCACUCUAAGGCCUCAGCAACGCCUCUUUCUCUCUCUCUCUCUCUUGAAAAUAGGUUCAGUAAUGAAGAGAGGUUUGGGCAGAAAUUAGGGUUUGAGAGUGAUGAGAGUCAUGAGUAGCGAGUACUGAGCUAUAAUGGUGGCUGCUGUGUCCGCUAUGCCGAUCUACAAGGUGUCAUCACAAGGUGGGGCUCUCCAGAGCCCGAAAAGGACUCCGUUGUUACCUUCAGAAUCUGAUAAUGGCGUGGUUGGCACUCGGAGACCGAAAUCGAGAGAAGUUAUUUCUCGAUACUUUUCUUCUACGUCUUCGACUUCCACGACGACGACUUCGAAUUCGACUUCGUCGUCCUCGAAUUCGUGUUCCUCGAGGCGGUCUCCGUCUCCGCUUGUUUCAAGAACGGUGCCGAUGACGCCGAUGCCGGCAUCGUCGGCGGCGAUUAAGCGGUCGCAAUCGGUGGAGCGGAGGCGGCCGGCGACUCCGCGGCCGAAUACGCCGGGAAAUGCCGGUGAGAUGUCGGCUGCUGCGAAGCUAUUGGUCAAUUCGUCCAGAAGUCUGUCGGUUUCGUUUCAAGGACAGUCAUUUUCACUUCCGAUUAGCAAGACGAAGCCGGCGCCGGCGACAAGUAGUUCCAGGAAAGCGACGCCGGAGAGGAGGAAAGCGACGCCGGUGAGGAAUCAGACGGAGAAUUCGAAGCCUAAUGAUCAGCAUCGGUGGCCUGGGAGAUCACGGGAAGUGAGUUUUCUAACAAGAAGUUUGGAUUGUGCUGUUGAGAAGAAAAAAUUGGGUGGAUCUGGGAGUGUAGUUAGGGCAUUGCAACAAUCCAUGAUUAUUGAGAGCACCAAAACUUCAUUUAAUGGUAGAUUGAAAGUUCAGCCCACUAAUACGGAGCUUGAUAAAUCUCCUGAAGCCUCUGAUCUGGUUGCUUUGGAUACCGAAAGUGUUUCUUCUGGAAGCACUGGAGGUGUACAAGAAUGUGGGAAUGUUUCUCAGGUGCGUGAAGGGACUCGUGGAAUCAUAGUGCCUGCGAGGUUUUGGCAAGAGACUACCAACAGGUUGCGGCGAUUGCCAGAGCCAGGGUCCCCAGUGUCAAAGAAUAAUGGGUUGAAGACAAUUGCUCAAUCAAAACUCAGUGCAAUGAAGAAAUCGUUUAUUGACAGUCCAAUUUCAUCACCUCUUCGCGGGGCUGUUCGGCCAGCAUCCCCAAGCAAGGUUGUGACAUCUUCGGCCUCUUCUCCAUCCAGGGGGAUGCAGAGCCCGUCUCGAGUGAGGAAUGGUGUAGGAAGCAUGUUGAAUAAUAAUAAUUUGAGUAACACUCCGUCGAUUCUCAGCUUUGCUGCUGAUGUAAGGAGAGGGAAGGUUGGGGAGAACCGGAUUCUUGACGCACAUCUGUUGAGGCUGCUAUAUAAUCGGCACUUGCAAUGGCGAUUUAUGAAUGCUAGAGCAGAUGCUGCAAUGUUGGUCCAGAAAGUAACUGCAGAGAAAAGCCUAUACAAUGCUUGGGUGACUACCUCGAAAUUGCGGCAUUCGGUCAAAUCCAAAAGAGUAGAGUUACAAGUGUUGCGGAAAAAUUUGAAACUAUACUCCAUUCUCAAGGGACAAAUGCUACAUUUGGAUGAUUGGGAUCUUAUUGACAGGGAUCACUCCAUUUCUUUGUCAGGAGCUAUUGAAGCUUUGGAGUCCAGCACUCUCCGGCUUCCAGUUGUUGGUGGUGCAAGGGCAGAUAUUCAAAGUGUGAAAGAUGCUAUUAGUUCAGCAGUUGAUGUGAUGCAAGUGAUGGCAUCCUCGAUAUGCGCUUUGUUGACAAAGGUAGAUCAAGUGAACUCUCUGGCAUCUCAACUUGCAAACAUAACCGCUAAGGAACGUGGUUUGCUUGAUCAGUGCAAAGAUCUCUUGUCCACACUAACGGCCUUGCAGGCGAAGGAUUGUAGCCUGAGGACACAUAUAUUACAACAGAGGCACACGCCCAUGAGUCUGACAACAGAAAGUAUAAAAAGCUGAUAUCAUUUUACUGAUUACCUUAUAACCUAACAUAAUGUCGAAUCCCAUUAUUGCCGGGUACUAUGGAACCCCAUGAUCGGAAAGUGUGAGUGGUUUUGUCUGCAGCUUGCAAAAGGUGAGUGCUCGUUUUUUUACCUUCUUGGUAUGCACAGAUGGUAGGAGAUUGGUACAAAGGUUUUUUCAGUAGGGCAAAGGAAAAAAAAUGUGUAAAUAUGUAUAAAUGAUGUUUUCAGUUCCCAAAGAUCAAUGGCUCUUUUUCGCUUUUCA